This is a messenger RNA of Mugil cephalus (flathead mullet), 6483 nucleotides long. RefSeq names its product SLIT-ROBO Rho GTPase activating protein 2 (gene srgap2). Bases 471 to 3911 code for a protein of 1146 amino acids. Gene Ontology annotation, biological process: negative regulation of cell migration; signal transduction. The record is from RefSeq and is a predicted model, not a curated record. Gene Ontology annotation, molecular function: protein binding. The transcript has 23 exons. NCBI's taxonomy places the organism in Eukaryota, Metazoa, Chordata, Actinopteri, Mugiliformes, Mugilidae. Gene Ontology annotation, cellular component: cytoplasm.
AGUUCAGUAUAGACAGGCGGCAGCAGCAAGACCGAUCGGGAUAGAUAAGAGGAAGCGAAAAAAAAAACUUUUUUGGACGUGCUGACUAACAAGCUAUUGGCCCUUUCUUUUUAAGCAGGGAAUGUAUCUCCUUUCUCUUGAAGUUGUUUGCAACAUAACCGGUUUUGAGGAGGCGGUGAGGAGAGGCGAGGCGAGGCGAGGCGGCGGAUAGGAGCAUUGAGCAGCAGCAGCAGCAGCGCCAAACUCACAAUGUGCCCCGAGUGAGCGGCAGAGACAGGGAGACAAUACAGACCCCACGGCCACGCUGAAGGAGCUGCAACCUCUCAUCUGCGCCCUCUUUUUCCCCCCCCAACCCUUGCUCCGGAGUGGCAUUCCUUCCACUCCGAGCCCCGCUUACUGAUUCAUUGACAGAAAAAAAAAUAAAACUGACUUGGCUGCGAGGACAAGUGAUCUGAUCUCCAAACUCAGCCAUGACGUCUCCAGCGAAAUUCCGAAAGGACAAGGAGAUCGUGGCCGAAUAUGAAACUCAAGUUAAAGAGAUCCGUGCCCAGCUGGCCGAGCAGCUCAAGUGUCUGGACCAGCAGUGUGAGCUGAGGGUGCAGCUGCUUCAGGACCUGCAGGACUUCUUCAGAAAGAAGGCCGAAAUUGAGAUGGACUACAGCCGCAACUUGGAGAAGCUGGCCGAGAGGUUCCUCACAAAGACCCGCAGCACCAAGGACCAUUUACUCAAGAAGGAGCAGAGCAUUUUAUCUCCAGUGAACUGCUGGAACCUGUUGCUGCUCCAGGUGAAGAGGGAGAGCCGCGACCAUGCCACUCUGUCCGACCUCUACCUCAACAACAUUAUUCCCAGGUUUGCACAGAUCAGCGAGGACUCGGGACGCCUCUUCAAGAAGAGCAAAGAGGUUGGUGUACAGCUGCAAGAGGACCUGAUGAAAGUUUUGAAUGAGCUUUACACCGUGAUGAAGACGUACCACAUGUACAACACCGACAGCAUGAACGCCGAGUCCAAGCUGAAGGAGGCGGAGAAGCAGGAGGAGAAGCAGAUGGGACGCUCUGGUCGACAGGACGACCGUCAGACACCCCGCUCCCCCGACACCCUGGCCAGCAUCAAGAGCGAUGAGAAACCAGUGCGUCGCUCCAGUGUCAAAAAAAUCGAGAAGAUGAAAGAGAAGAGACAAGCCAAGUACACAGAGAACAAGCUGAAAGCCAUGAAGGCCAGGAAUGAGUACCUGCUGGCUCUGGAGGCCACCAACGGCUGUGUCUUCAAAUACUACAUACAUGACCUCGCAGACAUUAUUGAUUGCUGUGACCUGGGCUACCAUGCCAGCCUCCACCGUGCCCUGAGGACCUACUUAUCAGCGGAGCAGAACGUAGAAUCUUCCAAACACACUGGCCUGGAGACACUGGAGGUAGCCGCUGAGAGUCUGGAGCCCAACGGGGACAAACAGAAACUGAUGGAGACCUACAACAAUGUCUUCUGCCCCCCAGCUCGCUUUGACUUCCAGUCCCACAUGGGAGACACGAUGGGAGUGAUGUGUGCGCAGCAGCCGCUGGAUAACGAGCUGCUCCAGAGGUGUCAGCAGCUGCAGUCCCGCCUCUCCACACUGAAGAUUGAGAACGAAGAGGUGAAGAAAACCAUGGAGGCCACUCUGUCCACUAUUCAAGACAUGGUGACGGUGGAGGACUACGACGUUUCAGAGUGCUUCCACCACAGCAAUAGCAUGGAGUCGGUCAAGUCCACCUUCAGCGAAUCCUAUCUCAGCAAACCCAGCCUGGCCAAGCGGCGAGCCAAUCAGCAGGAGACGGAACAGUUUUACUUCACAAAGCUGAAGGAGUUCCUGGAAGGCAGGAAUCUGAUCACCAAGCUGGAGUCCAAGCACGACUUAAUCGAGAAGACCCUGGGAGAGAGUCAGAAGACUGACUGCUGCCUUGCCAGUGGACGUAGAAACUCCACAGUACGGAAGCAGGAAUCGGGUGAAGCCAUUCCUCUGAUGGUGGAGAGCUGCAUCCGCUUCAUCAGUCGCCAUGGUCUGCAGCAUGAGGGCAUCUUCAGAGUGUCAGGCUCCCAAGUGGAAGUCAACGACAUUAAGAAUGCCUUUGAGAGAGGUGAGGACCCGCUGGCUGGGGACCAGAAUGACCAUGAUAUGGACUCUAUUGCCGGUGUACUUAAACUGUACUUUAGAGGACUGGACCAUGCCCUCUUCCCUAAAGAAGUCUUCCAUGACCUCAUAUCCUGUGUCUCAAUGGAGAGCCUUCAGGAGCGGGCGGUCCACAUUAAGAAAGUUCUGCAGUCCCUGCCAAGUAAAACCCUCAUCAUCAUGAGAUACCUGUUUGCCUUCCUCAACCACCUGUCCCAGUACAGUGAGGACAACAUGAUGGACCCCUACAACCUGGCCAUCUGUUUCGGCCCCACCCUGAUGUCUGUUCCUGAGGGCCACGACCAGGUCUCCUGCCAGGCCCACGUCAACGAACUCAUUAAAACCAUUAUCAUCCACCACGACUCCAUCUUUCCUGGGCUGCAGGACCUGCAGGGUCCAGUCUACACCAUCCCAGGAGCAGGAGACGACUUCUGUGACAGUCCACACUGUGAGCCCCCCCUUGUGGAGGAACCAGCGCCUGACACUGUCUCUGUCAGCCACAACAGUGAGGAUGGCUCCUUGGCUGUUUCAGAGUCGGACCCGAUCGAAGCCAUCGCUCGGUUCGACUACACCGGCCGCACCAGUCGGGAGCUGUCGUUCAAGAAAGGCGCCUUUCUGCUUCUGUACCAGCGGGCUUCAGAAGACUGGUGGGAGGGAAGGCACAAUGGAGUGGAUGGACUGGUGCCGCACCAGUACAUCGUGGUCCAAGACACGUCUGAUGUGGGAAGAGGAAGCCCGAAGCCUGAUGUGGACAGUAGGGACCUGCUGGAGGAGAGGGUGUCCACUAGAGGCAGCGCUGCCUCUCCUACGGGAGCUCAUGUGGCUGACAUCUAUCUGGCCAACCUCAACAAGUUGAGGAAGCGCCCGGAGUCCGGGAGCAUCCGGAGGACGUUCCGCUCUGAUAGUGACAGCACAAGUGCAGGAACCAGCGGAAGUGGGGGAGCAGGGGUGAGAACAGCUUCUCUUCCGGUUGGCGGGGCUCUGGUCAAAGAGACUGGAGACAAACGACCCGUCAGCGCUCACAGCAUCCUCAACUCAGUCACCCGCCACUCCUCACUCAAGACCAAGGUGGAGAGCCCACAGCUACGCAAGACGACCACAGCGGGGCGCUCCAAGAGCUUCAGCAACCACAGGCCACUGGACCAUGAGCUCAUAGCCCAGGGGGAGCACAGCCCACAGGACACUGAUGCAAACAUGAGCUCUCCACUGAGUGAACUCACUAAGUUUGAGAGACAGAGCACCCCCAAACAUACACACACCCCUGACGUGGUCCUGGACACACUGGAGCAACUGAAAGGUGUGAGUGGUGGUGGUGGUGGUGGUGGUGGUGGUGGUGGAGGAGGAGGAGCUUCGGAGCCCUCUAGUCCGCUCCACUCCCGACUCAUGCGGGACAGUGAGGGCGGCUCCUCCCACGUCCACCCUCUCCAGCGCAGCGCCUCGUCAGCUAGCGACGUGCCCUCCUCCUUCCGCCCGGCCAAGAGCCAGCCGCGGAGCCCCCUGCCCUCCGCUACGUCCCCCUCUUUGUGCUCCUCCCCUCUCUCCUCAUCUGUACCUUCCUUUAGAGAGUUGCGCCCCCCAGCGACAAGGCCCAAGCCCGUGGUGUUCCCAAAGGGUGGAGGAGGGAGUGGUAGCCCGGCAAUGGGCUCCCCAACCUCCACUGUCCCCCCAACGCCCCCGCCUCCUCCUCCACCUACAGGCCACACACACUCUCUCCCUCACACCCCUCCGCCUCCACCUCCACCCCAGUCUAAUGACAAAUCCUGCCCAGCUUAGGUCACUUCAGUCUGGACCGCGAUACUGAUUCUUUAGAACUCUUAAAUCCUUACAGCUCUUCUAGCAGGUGCCAGUAGCACUUCAUUGGUUUCACAUAAAACCCCUAACCCACUACUCACAUGUAGCAUUCACUUCUUGAUGUCCGGACGAGUUCUUAAGAAAGCCACGGUCUCUCUUGAGCGGGUUUUUUUUUCUGCCCCCUCCUGGCAGCUCUGUGUUACUACAGGUCAACUAGCAUCAGGGCGAAGGCCCUUCAAAGACUUUGCCACCUACAGAGAUUCCAGAGGUGUCUGGACUUUAAAAUCUUGGACAAGGGAACAGGACUCAGGGUGGACACCUACAGCACCUGGAGCUCACACACACCAGUUUGUAAUGUAUGAAAUUGUGUUUGAGUGAGCGUGCAGGAGUGUUACUUGCCUUUACACACAAAAAAAAAAAUAAAGCACUGUUUGAUUUUUGUAUAGUAAACAUGACAGCUUUCUUUUGUUUCUUUCUUUCUUUUUUUUCUUUUUAAUGACCCCGUGACUAGCAGGCAGGAUGUUUGAUUUCAGAGAAUAGACUGUGAAAUGCUAAGCUCUCACUCUGUGUACAAAUGAAACACACUGACUUGCUGCUUCAGAAGUGGAAGAUUGGGAGUUAAGAGGUGGACGUUUGGGACGAUGAAAAGGAUUGAAAACUGGGCCAAAUAUCAGUGUAAGUCAUGUGAUCCAGAGCUUUGACUUUAUCUCUUCUUCCAGUGUUUGAUAUGUUUGUGAUUUAUUUUUUAUUUUUAUAAAUUGCUGUUUAGUACUAGUACCACAACAGGAACAUAGCUUAAACCUAACAUGGCCCAAAUUCAAGUAAUUUCACAUAUAGCAAUAAAAAUAUUGAAAGCUGGUAGUUUGUGGCAUUAUGCUGCGUUUCUCCUGCAGCUCUGUUACAGUUUGUGUGUAGGGGACCACUGAAACCCAGCAUUUUUAUACGUAAUGUUGGACUGUACACGCACACAUGAACAUUUUGUCCAAAUGUCGUGUGGCUGUGUUUUGUGGCAGCUAAACGCCUUUCAGGUUUUCCUUGCAUGCUGGGGCUAUAGACAGCAGCCACAUUAGCGAGCUGGCCGAUCAGUUUGUUUCUGCAGUUGCAAACUGUCGGACGACUUAAAACAAAGUUACAUGUUGCUCCUUUCAACUAUAUACUUCAGACUUAACAGAUUUUUGUUUUGUUUUUUUGUUUUUUAAAAAAGGGUUUAAUUAUUCCAAUAGUGUGUAUGUAUAUUUAAUAAUCAUGAUGAUAACUGGAAGCAUUGAGCUGAGGAGGGUUCUCGAGUGUGUUUAGAUAAAAGCACAACCAACCACCUCAUCCAACGCGUUCAUAAGCAGAGUUUUCUUUUUAUUGUUUUUCCACAAUUAAUGCUCAGAAUCUGUAAAACGUGGAGUUUUCUAGCCGUCUGGUUGUGUGCAUGUGCGUGCGUCCCUGUGUGAGUACGCAUGAAUUGAGAGAGUUUGGGCCUCACCCAACCCCCUGCCCACUGUCCGGUCACCCAACAGAAAACAGUCUGGAGACGCAAAGGAAGACACGUCUCCCAAGUUGUGGCGUAGCAGCAGCCUGCUGAGUGCUGAAACUAAAUAUGCACUGUACACAUGUGACCCGACAAAAGAGCCUGCAGGGAAAUGUCUUUUCUUCAGACGCUGUUACAACAACACUAGAUCAGCUUAUGCGCAAAAAGAGGAUGAGAAAAAUACAACUUCAAGGACUUUGUAACAUAUUCUUUGCUAAUAUGUACCUUUGCAAAAGUAGAUGAAUUAAUAAAUAUAAGAAUAAUAAUUAUGCAGACACUGACUUAAGACGUUGACAAAUGCCGUUCAGGGUAAGCCUUUUUUUUUUUUUUUAACCUUUCCUGAAAAAGUACCAAACUUAUUUUACCCUGGCAUACAGUAUACAUAACAGCACAUUCUGCAUUCCUGUUGCUCUCUUCCAGGUAAUAAAUUGUAAAUUGUGUUUUUCUUUUUUUGUUGUUUUUUGUUUUAAAGUAUCUGUAUACUGUUGUAUUACCUGUCGUAUUUGUGUUGCUCUUACCUCAUCAUGACAACUGGAGGGACUGUGUGUGCGUGUGAUGCAGAAACAAUAACUCACAUUAUCGACACACACAUACAGACAUGCAUGUGAGUAGCUGGUGUGCUUUGUCCCGGCCGUGCUGUCGAGGGGAGCUGGGAACCUCUCCGAUCUCAAAUCAAUCAUCGUGCACUUGAACAACUUGGGCUUGCAUGUGGACUAACUGUGUGUGGGGAUGAUACGUUUGGAGUUGAAUAUUGUCGAAUAUGCAUUUUUUUGUGUCCAUUUGAAAACAGCAGAACUAAAAGAAAAAAAAGAGGACUGUAAUGUCAAAUCUAUUUAUAGUUGUCUCUGUAUUACUGGAGAAUCCUGUGUUCAGAUGUACUUUGUAUAUACAAUGUUGUACAUUACAGAGGUACACUCUUUUUUUGGUACAAUAUUGUACAGUAAUAGCAAUAGUAGUUUAAUCAAAUAGGCCUUAUAUAAUUCUAUGUGUAGUUCUUGUAGUAGAUCUGUUUUUUAAUAAACAUUGCUUGCUAUA